AUGCAAGGCUUCAAGUUGUUUGUGCUUUUGGUACUCCUGCACCAGUUUAACUUAUCUACUAACGGAUAUAGCCACCAGCACCCUGGUUUUGCCCAGCGUUUGCAGAUAAAGCCGCUCUGCUUGCAGGUGCCUCAGAGAUACACUGAAGCUCCAACUCCAACGCCGACAAUAAUCUUUUCUGCGCUGGAGAAGGAAGAGGUCAUCAGAGCAGCAAAAGCAGAUUAAUCGCAUUAGAGUU
This is a messenger RNA of Drosophila takahashii, 238 nucleotides long. RefSeq lists its product as uncharacterized. The record is from RefSeq and is a predicted model, not a curated record. Lineage: Eukaryota; Metazoa; Arthropoda; Insecta; Diptera; Drosophilidae.